AUGAACUCGAUCAUCGAAGGUUGCCACGUAACAUUCAGUUCGGAUUUUAUUGAUAUUGAUGGUCCAUUCUUGUUACCCAUUGACGAAUGUAUUCAUUCAUUGUCAUCAAUAAAUCAUACAUCUACGUUCGAUGGAAGUAUUUUAUUAAAUACCAAUGGAGAACUUAGUACGUUCUAUCAUUAUUCACAAUUAUCGUCCAACAAUACAGCAUUACUUCAUCAAAUUCACAUAGUAGAUACAGAUAUUCCAAGAGAUAUCAAUGAAAAAUAUAUUCGGAGUUAUAAUCAAUGGCAACAUGUUAAAAAACUAUGGAAUAAUUCAUAUCAAUACACAAGCGAAAAAAGUUCAUGGACUGGGUAUAGGAGCAGUACAACAAUAUUCGUUCUAAAUGGAGAGGUUGUCGGACGCGAGUUCAGCGCGUUUGAUCGUGGCCAACUAAGUAAACAUUGGUUUGAGAAUAAGGAUCAAUUAUAUUCACAUGGUCAAACUUCGGGUGAAAUACAACUAGGAACACUGGAUAAUAUAUAUUCAGCAUGUUUACAAUCAUUAAAUAUAUCUAAUCCUAAUAGCCGCCAAAAAUAUCGUCUAACGUUUGAAGUAGACACAGCAAAUCAUGGUUUGUUGAAAUCUUGUGGAUAUUAUCCAAUUGGCUGUGCAGAUGAUUGUUUCUUUGGUGUAUUAAUUGAUAAUUUGAAGUCCUAUCAACAACAUCAACCGAGUAAUAGUA
Rotaria sordida is the source of this 727-nucleotide messenger RNA. Lineage: Eukaryota; Metazoa; Rotifera; Eurotatoria; Philodinida; Philodinidae. The record is from the annotation of a GenBank genome assembly.